Molecule: messenger RNA, 1156 nt
Organism: Laetiporus sulphureus 93-53
Lineage: Eukaryota; Fungi; Basidiomycota; Agaricomycetes; Polyporales; Laetiporaceae
Product: cell division control protein 42
Exons: 7
Coding region: 268-843 (191 amino acids)
Biological process (GO): small GTPase-mediated signal transduction
Molecular function (GO): GTPase activity; GTP binding
Source: RefSeq, a predicted model, not a curated record
AACAGUUGUCAGGACUCCUCAAGGCAGCCUGGCAAUCGCUAACUCGCCCAUCCUGCUCGUCGUGGCUGCCGUCGACAACAUCGCCGUCGCACCGCCGCCCGCUCUCGCGUUACCACAGGUUGGUCUGAGACCGCGCUCUGGUUCAUUCCGCAGAUAGAAUCUCUCCGGGGGUAUUCUUCUUGAUUUUCUACGGCUGUUCGUACUUCUUUCCGACCCGUGCAUCCAGAAAGCACGACUCGCUCGCAGCGAUAGACCUUUGGGAGGAUCAUGCAGACAAUCAAGUGCGUGGUGGUGGGAGAUGGUGCGGUCGGCAAGACCUGUUUGUUGAUCUCAUACACCACGAAUAAGUUCCCAAGUGAAUAUGUGCCAACCGUUUUCGACAACUAUGCGGUGACAGUUAUGAUCGGAGAUGACCCCUACACGCUGGGAUUGUUCGAUACGGCUGGUCAGGAGGAUUACGACCGCCUGCGACCACUAUCAUACCCACAGACGGACGUGUUCCUCGUCUGCUUCAGUGUCACAUCGCCAGCGUCGUUCGAGAACGUGAAGGAGAAGUGGUUCCCUGAAGUCCACCACCACUGUCCGGGCGUGCCGUGCCUUAUCGUUGGCACGCAGAUCGAUCUGCGGGAUGACCCUCAGGUCCUCGAGAAGCUUGCCAGGCAGAAGCAGAGACCGAUCACAGCUGAGCAGGGUGAGCGACUUGCCCGGGAACUUGGUGCGGUUAAGUAUGUGGAGUGCUCGGCUCUCACGCAGAAGGGUUUGAAGAACGUCUUCGAUGAGGCGAUUGUCGCUGCGCUUGAGCCACCUGUCGUCAAGAAGAGGCAUAAAUGUGUCAUCGUCUAAGACGACCAACCCGGCCGACUACGUCGGAUCCUCAUCUUUUACGAUCCUUCGCCUCUCGCGCGUUACGAUCUGAUAUACUUCUCCUAUUCGCUCCUUCAUUGCUGCUCAACUCAAAUACGCACAUCCUGCCCCCUGCCUGUUCCUUGAUCCUUCGCCUUUGACUUCACCUCGUUAGGAUUUGUUGAGCGGCGAUAGCGCUACUCCGAAGUCCGGUUUCCUGUUGAUUUUAUACUUGUGUACUACAUAUAGUUCUCAAUUGGGUUCAGGGGGUAUCUAAUACCCGUGAGUUGGAAAUGAGUCGCGCGGUGCCUCC